Molecule: messenger RNA, 1044 nt
Organism: Exophiala bonariae
Lineage: Eukaryota; Fungi; Ascomycota; Eurotiomycetes; Chaetothyriales; Herpotrichiellaceae
Exons: 2
Coding region: 1-1044 (347 amino acids)
Cellular component (GO): nucleus
Source: RefSeq, a predicted model, not a curated record
AUGAAGAGUAUCCUGUGCAGUGCUGACCACUCCGCCCUGACCCAGUACUUUUCCUACGAUACCAUGGACAGACGUCUUGUUGUUAUCUUUACUGCCACCGGAAACCAAGGUUAUCCGAUUGCGAAAUAUUUCCUGCAGGAUCCAAUUGCAAAAUCACACUAUGUCGUUCGAGCCCUGACCCGUGAUGUCACGAAACCUUUAGCACUUGAGCUAGCAGCUCUUGGGGCUGAAGUGGUCAAGUGUGAUCUAGAUUCGGAACAAGACGUGAACUCAGCAGUUGCGAGGGCGCAUGCCAUAUAUGCGAACACUGACUUCUGGUCUGUAUAUACAGUUGAAGGCGAAGUAGCGCAGGGCCGUCGAAUUCUAUCAGCGGCAUCGACGCUCCCAACUCUUGAAGUGUUUAUUCAAAGUUCUUUUCCAAAUGCUGUAGAGCUUUCGAACGGCCAGUUCAAGAACGUGCUCCACUACAAUGCUAAGAACGAGCUCAACGAAAUUUCCAAAACACAGUUUCCCACACUCUGGAAUAAGACGAUCUGUAUCUGGGUGGGAUAUUACUACUCGAAUUGGAUUAAAUUCAAUUAUCCUUUUGGACCACAGAAGGACUCUUCCACAAGCCCACCAACUUACGUUCUAGCAAAACCAUAUCCUUCGUCUACGAUAUUCGCCUCUGUCAAUCCGGACGACUUAGGCCCAGCCAUCAAUGCUCUUCUAAAGUCUGGAACCACCUACAUGAGAAAAAAUAUCAGUUUCUUAGCGGAAGAGCAGACCGACGCCGAGAGAUUAGAAAUAUUUGGUACUACGCUGGGUGUCCGUACAAUAUUUCAAGAAAUUGAGCCAGAAGAGUAUUCGAAAAAGAUGGCCGAGGCUGGAAUGCCUCCCCAUAUCGUUCAGAACGUAACUGAACAAUUGUUGCUCAUCAGAACAGGAAACUACAUGGCUCAGAAAAGGGACGACAUCAUUCCUAUACGAGACAUUUUGCCAGAAUACCGAUUCAAGAGUUGGCAAGAAUAUGUAAAGGAGGCAGACUGGUCGAGCAUUCUCUAG